AGGACCAGCAGGUUGAUCUGUGGAGGCAGCAGCCUCCGGCCCAGGGCAGACGUCACCAUGGCCUUCCUGAUACACCUGCUGGUCUGUACCUUCGGGAUGGGCUCCUGGGUGGCCAUCAACGGGCUCUGGGUAGAGCUGCCCCUGCUGGUAACGGAGCUGCCCGAGGGCUGGUACCUGCCCUCCUACCUCACAGUUAUCAUCCAGCUGGCCAACGUCGGCCCCCUGCUGGUCACCCUACUCCAUCACUUCCAAGCCGGCUGCCUUUCCGAGGUGCCUAUCAUCUUCACUGUGCUGGGGGUGGGCACCAUCGCCUGCACCCUCUUCGCCUUCCUCUGGAAUGUCACCUCCUGGGUGCUGGGCAGCCACCACAGCAUCGCCUUUCUGGUCCUCACCUUCUUCCUGGCCCUGGUGGACUGCACCUCCUCCGUCACCUUCCUGCCCUUCAUGAGCAGGCUGCCCACCCACUACCUCACCACCUUCUUUGUGGGUGAAGGACUCAGCGGCCUCCUGCCUGCCCUGGUGGCUCUCGCGCAGGGCUCGGGUCUCACCACCUGUGUCAACAUCACUGAAACACCAGACACCACCCCGAUCCCUGAGACCACCAGGAACAUGGACAGCCCACAGGGAGCUAGCAGCGCUUUUGUGUCUGAGCUCGCUAGGACGGCACCAUCCGUGGUCCACCUGGAAAGCCACUACCUCCCCGCCACCUUCUCGCCCUUCGUCUUCUUCCUCCUGCUCUCCUUCAUGAUGGCCUGCUGCCUCAUUGCUUUCUUUUUCCUCCAGCGUCAACCCAGGCGCUGGGAAGCUUCCAUAGAAGACCUCCUCACCUCUCAGGUCACCCUCCACUCCAUCCGGCCGCAGGAAGGGAAGGACCUGGGCCCCCCAGGCCCGGAGGACAGCGUCAAGGGCCAGGAGCCUCUGGAGGAGAAGACAGCCCCCCAGCACCUGGCCCACCUGACCUUCAUCUACAUCCUGGUGGCCUUUGUGAAUGCGCUCACCAACGGCGUGCUACCCUCCGUGCAGACCUACUCCUGCCUGUCCUAUGGGCCCGUGGCCUACCACCUGUCCGCCACCCUCAGCUCCAUGGCGAACCCUCUCGCCUGCUUCCUCUCCAUGUUUCUGCCUAACAGGUCUCUGCCAUUCCUGGGGGUCCUUACAGUGCUCGGGACCGGCUUUGGGGCCUACAACAUGGCCAUGGCCGUGAUGAGCCCCUGCCCCCUCAUGCAGGGCCACUGGGGUGGAGAAGUCCUCAUCGUGGCUUCGUGGGUGCUGUUCAUUGGCUGUCUGAGCUAUGUCAAGGUGAUGCUGGGCGUGAUCCUGCGUGACCGUAGCCGCAGCGCCCUCUUGUGGUGCGGGGCGGCGGUGCAGCUGGGCUCGCUCCUCGGAGCGCUUAUCAUGUUCCCACUGGUCAACGUGUUGAGGCUCUUCUCAUCCGCUGACUUCUGCAGCCUGCAGUGCUCCACCUAGGC
This is a messenger RNA of Delphinapterus leucas (beluga whale), 1469 nucleotides long. It is a transcript of the gene SLC52A3, whose product is annotated as solute carrier family 52 member 3. Lineage: Eukaryota; Metazoa; Chordata; Mammalia; Artiodactyla; Monodontidae. Gene Ontology annotation, biological process: riboflavin transport. Gene Ontology annotation, cellular component: plasma membrane. The record is from RefSeq and is a predicted model, not a curated record. Gene Ontology annotation, molecular function: riboflavin transmembrane transporter activity.